CACUGGUCGUCUCUCAAUUUUUUUUGUGAAUACUCCAUAACCUGUGAUAGUCAUGGCCUCUCCUUGGAAAUCCGCUGGUAUCUCUUACCUCAAGUACGCUCAGAUCUGCGCUCGCGCUGUCCGCAACAGCCUUAAGGAUGAUGUUCGCACUGCCGCUCAACGCCGCGAUGCCAACGGCCUCAAGGUUGCUAAGUGGGAAAACGGCAAGGCUGGUGAACAGAAAUUCAUCGUCCCUCCCAAGGCCGAAUAAUUAAAAACCAAAAUUGUUCUACACUGUCAACAGAAGAUUACGCAAUGACAUGAUUUUUAUUAUCAAGUGUUGUUCGUCAAAAUUACUUGGCGCAGGAUGGUUCAGCCAUUACUAGUCAUCGACUGAAAUGAUAGU
Umbelopsis ramanniana AG is the source of this 385-nucleotide messenger RNA. RefSeq lists its product as uncharacterized. The coding region runs from base 53 to 250 and encodes 65 amino acids. The record is from RefSeq and is a predicted model, not a curated record. Lineage: Eukaryota; Fungi; Mucoromycota; Umbelopsidomycetes; Umbelopsidales; Umbelopsidaceae. The transcript is spliced from 3 exons. Gene Ontology annotation, biological process: proton motive force-driven mitochondrial ATP synthesis. Gene Ontology annotation, molecular function: proton-transporting ATP synthase activity, rotational mechanism. Gene Ontology annotation, cellular component: mitochondrial inner membrane.